GAAAGAUGACAUUUUAAAACGUCAGGUAGGAAGAAUAGUGUGCAGAUUUGUGAAAGGUGUGGGGUUUGGUUGUGUGUUAAUGCUUUGCAAUUAUUGUAUAUUUUGAAACGAAAUUGACUUUAAAACUGGAUUUUUUUUUCGUUCUUCGUACUGAACUGAGCUGCUUACACUAUUAUACUAUUUUUGUUGGAUGAUCGGCAUUAUAAGCUUAGCAAGAACAGUAGAACACGUUGCCGAUUGUAGAACUCAUUAAUUUUGUCACUAUAUAUUUGGGUUAUUAAAUUAAAAUAUCAUUUAAAAUUUGGAUGAUGAAUUUAUCUUUUGCUGGCUGCGGUUUUCUGGGGAUUUAUCAUGUUGGAGUUGCGAGUUGCUUCAGAGAGUAUGCUCCUCAUCUUUUGGUCACCAAAAUUGCUGGAGCAUCUGUUGGUUCUAUUGCAGCAGCAGCACUGAUCUGUGAUGUAUCCUUAGGCCAAACAACUACAGAUAUUCUCUCUAUUGCUGUGAAAGCACGGUCUCGGACGCUUGGGCCCUUGAAUCCUAGAUUUGAUCUGAAUUCUCUAGUAAAAGAAAAUCUAGAGAAAGCUUUGCCUUUGAAUGCCCAUGAACUUUGCAAUAAUCGUCUGUUUAUUUCUGUUACCAGAUCGUCCGACAAACAGAACGUUUUACUGUCACAGUACGACUCCAGAGAGGAACUUAUUCAGGCUUUAUUAUGCAGCUGUUUCAUACCUCUUUAUUCUGGAAUGACAAUGCCUGUUUUCCGAGGAGUGAAAUAUGUUGAUGGUGGACUGAGUGAUAAUCUUCCAGUACUGGAUGAAAAUACUAUCACAGUUUCUCCUUUUGCUGGAGAACAUGACAUUUGUCCUGAAGAUGAAAGCUGUAAUAUUUUGCAAGUGAAUUUGGCAAAUACAAGCAUAGCAGUUUCACCUAGGAAUAUUUAUCGUUUGUGCAGGAUUUUAUUUCCACCCAAACCAGAAAUUUUGAGUAAGAUGUGCCAGCAGGGAUUUGAUGAUGCCUUAAAAUUUCUGCAGAGAAAAAACCUUAUUGCUUGCACUAGAUGUUUAGGAGUUCAGUCUAGCCUUUCUCUGGCAGAAACAGAAUCCGAGAGUAGUUUUGAUAAGGAUUCUUGUGAAAUAAAGCAGAACCAUGACAAUUGUAGUGAUUGCACGGAAAGACGAAAAGGAGCUCUGAUUGGAAAUCUUCCCGAAUGUGUUGUUGAUGCAAUUCAGCAAGCAGUUGAUCAGAUGAAUAAAGGAAACUGGGUUUUACAACUGCCAGGUGUGAAAUUAUUGAGACUCUUGGGAGCUCCAUAUAUUCUUCCUUUGGAUGUUACUACUGUUAUAUUUUGGAAAGUAUGGCAACAGUUACCAUCUUUCCGAAAAGAAAUUCUAGCUAAGUUUGACACAAUAAUUUCCUUGACAAAAUAUCUCCUUAACAAGAUAGAUAAGAACAGCCAUCUUUAUAGUGCAAAGUUCUCAUGCCAGCUGGCAAUAACAGAAUUUGAUUACACAGAAGAUAAUGUUACAUCAUCAUAUGCACUUCCAACUGUAAAUAGAAAACCUCAUGAAACUUGCAUUAUCAAAACUGAAGAUGAAAAUACACCUAAACGGAAGAUGUCUGUUGUCAUUAAAAAGGUCGAGGAAAACAAUACUCCAAAACGGAAGGUUUCAACUAGAAUGCCUGAUAUAUUAAACAGUCAAAAUCUGGCAAAUGAAAAGAGGCAACAACGAAAGUCAUAUGCAGGCUUCACCAACAGCUCCUUUAAAUCGCCAGUAGAUAAAGUUCGACGGAAAUCUUUGAGUGAAGUAAGCCAACCAGAACGAGUCAUCAAAAACAUGAAAUUUGCUUUUACGGUAGAUCUGGUACCUACAAUAACUAAGAAUGAUAAAAAGACUGAUGUUGUUGAAGCUUUAAAAUCCCUUGGUGAGGAAGAUAAUGAAGUAAACGUUGUUGAUCUAGCUAAUAAGGCACUGAGCAUGGAACGGAAAUAUAUCACUCAGUGUUGCAAUGAAAUUGGUAGUGAUAAAAUAGAAGACUUUGAACAGAUUAUCAAUGCUCCAAAUAGUGAAGCUGUCAUGUCAUAUUAUUAUGUGGAGGACAAAACUGUUAAAAUUACAGAACUAUACAAUGUUACUGAUGCAGACACUAGUAUUGUGCUGCCUGAUGAAGAGAGAAAAAUUAAUGAUGAAUUGCAGUGGGAGAAAGAUUGGAUAAAUGUACCUGCUAUUGAUCCAGCUCAGAAUGUAUCAAUUACAGAUACUUUAGAUGAUGAUGAAUUUGAUACUAGUGAUGUAGAGUAUGAUUUACCCGAGAAUUUACCUUCUAAAGCACUUGGAAAGGAAAAUGUAAACUUAUUAGAUAAGAAUGAGCCAUUCAUUUCUUCAAAACCACAAAGGAAGACCUCUUUUAUCAUAGUAAAUUGAGUUUGUAUUUUGUAGCAUCAUGUGCCAUUCAUUAUAUUUGAGCAGGUCUAAUAUGUUGCCAUGUGGAAUUUUUGGCAUGUUAAACUGUGAAUGUAAAGGUUAUAAAGCUCUAAUCACAGUUACUUAUAAUUAGGGAUAUGAAGAGUUCUGUUUUCAUAGAUGUCUGUUCUGUACAGAAUAACAUGCAGCUUAUUGUUUUGUUAACAUUUCUGUUAGGUACAGAAUUUACUUUUUGAAAAGCUAAAUAAUUUCAUUUUGAUGUUUUAAAUAAUUCCAAUCUUCUAUCUCUUAAAUAAUUUUAGAUUUAAAUAAUAGAGGGAAGAAAAAUCAAAUGCUUUUGUUAAAUACAGUAUGAUAUUGUUACAAGCAUUUUUUAUGAUAUUAAAAUAUAUUUGUUUUAACUGAAGUUCUAGAUUUGAAUUUAAUUUUUCAAAAUUAUUGUGGUGAAAUUUUAAAGAAAGCAUUUUGAUCAUAAAAGAUUAUAUACAACUGAAAGUAUAUCAGAUAAAAUAAUGGGUUAUAUUUUGUUUUUAUCCAUUCAUUUUAUUUAUUUGUUUAACUGCAUAAUAAAAUCAACAUUAAAAACGGACAAACCCUUAUUUUUAAAAUCAUUUAUGAGGAACUGUUCAUUGAGUAUGCAUAUCUACAUUUUUGUGUAUAGGUAUUUACUGUUACUGAGCUGUUUUGUAUUAUAGAGAAAUUUCUGGCUAUGAAGUUAAUGUGUAUUAAUGUACAGUUUCAUGUAUAUCUUUUCAUUUUUCAUUUUUAUUUAUACUUCAUAAUAAUUGUACUGGAAUAUUUAUUCAGUAUUGAGCUAAUACAGAAAAUGCCAGUUAUUAAUUUCAUUUAUUUUUAUCUGCUUUGAAAUAAUAUAUGCCAAAAUUCUUUGUAUUAAAAAACGUAAAUAAAUUAAAUUUUUCAGCUUAUUUCAUUUUCCUGUUUCAAGAAACAUCCAGAAAUAUGUUAGAUAUUACUGAAUGCUUUUUAAUUUUUUGCUGUGCAGCUUUAUAAUCUAUGAACUGGCAUAAUUGAUCUUGUUUUUUCUGUUAUCAAUGUGGUUAGUCACAAGAUUUAGAGCAAUUUAUAUAUGUAUGAAUAUGAUUAUAAUUACAAUUUCAUUUUUCUUGUACAUUAUGAAUUUUUAUAGGCUGAAAAUUAUAAUUUAAAAAUACUUGUUUUGGUGCCAAAAAUUUAAAGUUCUUCAGAAGUUUUUCAUUCUUAAAUGCUGUAGCAAUAAAAUUUGUGUAAAAUAAUAAUGUUGUUUUCAUUUUAUUUAGAGUUGAAUUUGUAACUUGAGCUAUUUCAUUUACAUUUUGUUUUGAAAUAAAUUAAUGAACAAAAUAAUCCUAAAUCAGUUAACAUGGACUGAUAAACUCAUUUCAUAUUCAGUUUUUAAGAAAACUGCUAAUGCUAUAAGCAAAAAUCAUAAUUAGUAAAAAUGUAAUUGAGAAACAUGCUGAAAUUGUAUUAAGAUGCUAAUAAAUAUGAAAAACAUGCUGAAAUUGUAUUAAGAUGCUAAUAAAUAUGAAAAACGUGCUGAAA
Messenger RNA from Stegodyphus dumicola, 3962 nucleotides. Its product is annotated as patatin-like phospholipase domain-containing protein 2. The record is from RefSeq and is a predicted model, not a curated record. Gene Ontology annotation, biological process: triglyceride catabolic process; lipid homeostasis. Gene Ontology annotation, cellular component: membrane; cytoplasm; lipid droplet. NCBI's taxonomy places the organism in Eukaryota, Metazoa, Arthropoda, Arachnida, Araneae, Eresidae. Gene Ontology annotation, molecular function: triacylglycerol lipase activity.